AUGAAGAGGGCGGCCCUGACAAAAGAGGGGCCGUCCCACCCCACACUGGACACAGAGAACCCGCAGACCGAAGAAACGACGGAGGAAGAGGACCUAGCCCAAAAGAUGAGAACCGCUACUACGGCAGACAUAGGAGCGGAACUGAUCCGUCGGGCCGCAGAGAUGACCAAGAUUAUCGAGACAUCUCGCAACCUCAAGAGUACGCAGGAGGAAACGUUGAAGGAAGUGGCGAGGACUAUCACCGCGGGCACAACAGAGCUGGUGAGGAGAAUAGACCCCGCCAUCGUCGCCCUCGCUAUACGAACGAGGCGCUCAAAAAAGAACUGGCCAAGCCCCCCCCCCCCCCCCCCCGCAGAGAAGAGCAGCGACACGGCGCGUCUCGCCGCAAUCGAACAUGAGCUAGGGGAGAUAAGACCCUCGCUGCACCGGCUGGAGGAACGCCUCCAGAACAUGGAAAGGAAGGAAGAAAAGGAGGUCGCCCCGGACGAGAGCGCAAGGAGGGUUGAGAUCGGAGCCCCAAACGCUCCAUCGACCAAGGGAGGACAAGCGGCUGCCACGGAAUGGCAGACCGUCGGAAAGAAACGGAAGAAGAAGAAUAAGGGGGAAAGAAAGAAAGAAAAAGGGGGCAGAGAAGAAACAAUCGGCCAAACCAACCCCCGGGACAGAGGCGAAGAGCCCCAGGAAAUCCCCAGAGAACGCUCGAAGAGAGGGAGGCAAGAUGCCCCUCCCACAUACACCACGAUCGUCAGCGGUAACGAUCACCCUGACAGACAAAUCGGGAAGAUCCUACGAGGAGGUUCUGGCUGCGGCCAGGAACAGCGUCUCCCUGGCCGAGAUAGGCAUCAGCACGAUGAGGAUGCGAAAGAGAGUCACUCUGGAGGCGUCAUUUUGGAAGUCCCUGAGGAUCAGGAGCGGAAGAAGGCCGCAGCGCUCGUAGCAUGCCUGACGCGGGCUCUGGAUCCGAACAAGGUCCGUGUGGCGACACCCUUCCGAGCCGCCGAAGCAAGGGUGUCAAUGAUAGACGUAUCAGCCACCAAGGAGGAAAUCCGGAACACCCUGGCGAAGGAGAGCGGCUGCAAGCCGGAGGACGUCCGACUGGGAAAAAUCCGCCCCGCCCGAAACGGUCUUGGAUUUGUGUGGAUACGAGGCCCGGCCAGCGCAAUGAGGAAACUGGCCCAGGCUGGCAAGGUCGCCAUAGGGUGGUCAACGGCGAGGGCCGAAGCCAUCGCGCGAAGAUCUCUACAGUGCUGCAGGUGCCUGGAGAUCGGGCACGUAAGGAAGUUCUGCACCGCCAAGGAAGGCAAGGGGCACCUAUGUUUCAGAUGCGGCAAACCAGGGUACCAAGCGAAAGCAUGCACUGCCGCGAGCCCGAAAUGCCUACCCUGCGAGACGCUUGGAGCACCAUCCGGGCACAGGAUGGGUGGACCGGCCUGCCCCCCCCCCCUCCGAAGAAAGGAAUAA
This is a messenger RNA of Bombus huntii, 1461 nucleotides long. RefSeq lists its product as uncharacterized. NCBI's taxonomy places the organism in Eukaryota, Metazoa, Arthropoda, Insecta, Hymenoptera, Apidae. The record is from RefSeq and is a predicted model, not a curated record. The coding region runs from base 1 to 1461 and encodes 486 amino acids. Gene Ontology annotation, molecular function: nucleic acid binding; zinc ion binding. The transcript has a single exon.